AUGCCGAUGAUAUCUUUGAUUUUGGCCAACCAGAUCUUGUUAGGUGCAGGUUUCGUUUCAAUGCUUAUCGCAAAAAUGCCGUCUAAGGGAUACUCUCCGGAUAAAGUUAGUUACUGUACUGUGAUGGGUUUCUUCUAUAAGGAUAGAAAAGUCGAAGAAGUGAAGCGUUUAAUGGAGAAUAUGGUUCGAAAUAGUGAUUUAAUACCAUAUCAGAUUACUUAUAAUACACUAAUCCAUGCGCUUUCGAAGCACGGACACGCAGGUUUGACAAAGAUAUUUAAUGCUAGUACAAUAUGCAGGUUUGACAAAGGUUCUUGGCUUCUUCCAGUAUCAUUGAUACCAUUGACAAAGGUUCUAAGGCUCUCAUUAUCAACCUCUGUCAUCGCGCAAACUACAACUGAGUCAGAGUGA
Messenger RNA from Lathyrus sativus (Indian pea), 411 nucleotides. The record is from the annotation of a GenBank genome assembly. NCBI's taxonomy places the organism in Eukaryota, Viridiplantae, Streptophyta, Magnoliopsida, Fabales, Fabaceae.